UACUACAAAUGGACCUACAAGCAGUUUUACCAAAGUAAUUAUUGAACCAUAAACCUAUAUAUAAUGGGUACUUAAUGUGAUGAGCCGUUAGUUCCUUGAGAAGUGUUGUUUUAUAAAAUGUUCACAAAUUUUAUUUUUUCCCCUCAAUUUAUCCACUACUCUGAUAAUUGCCUGUUUUUGUUGUUUGAGUUUAGAUAUUUCCAGUCUCUAUAAAGAGUAUUAACAUGUAAGACGUAUUCUGAAGCAGACACUAAGCACAUAUUGAUGAGUGAUGGCGUUCUUUGUUCUUGUCCAUUCAUUUGUGACCUACUUAAUCUGAAGUUCACUAAUCCAGCACAUUAUGUAUCAGGGUGUGACUAAACAUGGAGCUAAAUUGGGAUCGCUGUGUGAUUUGCCAGCACGACACUGCUGAACCCUUGAAGUGUCCCUUAAAGAGUCCUAGGACAAGUGUUGACAAGGCAUGUGCCUACACAUCAUUCCUGACCAACGUAGAACAGUUCAGGAAUAUUGGUGCUCUUCCUGUGAAACUCUAUUUUGGGAGUGAUGAAACUGUUGACAAUUUUGUUUCUCAUUCUGCCUCCUGGCACAAAUCUUGCCAUUUAAAGUUUAACAAUUCCAAGUUGGCAAAGACAAAUAAGAAGAGAGAGCCUAACCCUGAUGGUGAAGAGAAAAGGCCCAGUAAGCGCAAAUCACUAGAUGUUCAAAGGUGUAUAUUCUGUGAGAAAGGUGAAGAAGAAAAUGUUCUCCAUGAAGUUUCAACCUUGGAUACCGACAAAAAUAUCAGGGACAUGAUCACAGAGCUAAAUGAUACCCUGCUUAUGGCUAGAAUAGUUGGGGGAGAUCUAAUUGCAAUGGAGGCAAAAUACCAUCUGACAUGUCUGACCAAGCUAAGAAAUCGCUACCGUAGUCAUACCCGCAAGGCAGGCCAAGCAGCUGAAAACACAGAUGAAAAAAUGAACGAGUCUCGGGCAUUUGUGGAACUGACCAGCUACAUUGAGAAGUCUGUGGAUUCUGGAACUCUCCUCUUCAAGUUGAAUGAGGUUCACGAUCUGUAUGUGACUCGUCUUAAAGAACUGGGUAUCAAGAAACAAGUCAACAAGACCAGACUGAAGGUUCGUUUGCUAGGACGCUUCUCAGAGGCACAAGAACAGUAUGCUGGGAAAAACACUGUACUCAUUUUCAAGGAAGGCAUGCACAAUAUGUUGAAAGAAGCUCUGACGAGUCGAGACUUCUCAGCAGACGCUGUUAUCUUGGCCAAUGCUGCUACAAUAAUAAGAAAAGACAUCUUUAACCAUCAAGGCUUCAAAUUCACUGGUUGCUUCCCGGAAGAAUGUCAGGAAGACUCACUGCCCUCAAGCAUCAAGUCUCUUGUCUCCAUGAUCUUGAAUGGUCCCAACUUAAAACAUCAAGACAAGCGUGACUCCCAGGCUUGCCUCACAAUCAGCCAGUGCAUCACUUACAAUACAAAGAAACGGUCAUCUGAUACCACUGUGAAGACCAGACACACUCUGGAGCGUGAACCACCCCUCCCAAUCUAUAUUGGCAUCAGUAUGCAUGCACUGACUAGAAGCAAGAAGCUCAUCACGCAGUUGUAUCACUUUGGCAUCAGCAUUUCUUAUGACAGGAUUAUGGAGAUUGAGGAAUGGAUCGCAACUUCUACCUGUGAACGCUUUGUAGAAGAUGGAGUGGUGUCUCCGGCUAGCCUCCGGAAAGGUGUGUUCACUGUUGGCGCCCUCGACAACCUAGACCACAACCCGAGCUCAACCACUUCCAAAACAUCAUUCCAUGGGACUGGAAUCAGCCUUUUACAGUUGCCUACCAAGGCCAAACCUGGCGAGAGCAGAGCACCUGUUGUGAUACCACCUUCUGGAAAUGAAAAGCAUGCUCUUCCUGAUAGCUACGCCUAUGUACCAGCCACAGCUUUGAAGACAACUGCUGUUGCGGUGCCAGAAAGUGAAGUGUUUCCACUCGAGAGGUGCUUAGAUGCGGCCAAAGCAGGGGAACACAGUUGGGUAGAGCAUUCACUGCCACUUCUAGAGACAAAAGAACUCAUCAGUGGAGAUACUAUUUCAUGGGCUGCCUAUCAUGCCUCUAAUCAACCUCCGGUAGAAGACCCUCCAGCACAAUGUGCACUCCUUCCUCUCUUUUAUGAGAAGUCUGCAACUCCUGCUAUGAUUAAGCAUGGCAUGGAUGUCGAGAGCCAAGCUGUCGAAUUUCUGAACCCAGGACAAAUCCCAGUCACGACAUUUGACCAGCCUCUGUUUGCCUUGGCAAAGUUUGUACAGUGGAAAUGGCCAGACACUCAUGGUGAGAAAGUGCAUGUGGUUAUGCUAGGAGGUCUGCACACAGAAAUGGCACUAUGGAACACACUUGGGGAUGUCUUAGAAGGUUCUGGCUGGACCACAGCCCUCACAGAGGCAGAGGUAGCGUCAUCUGGCACGGCCGAUUCGUAUCUGAAGGCAGCACACUUAACUAGAACUAGGCGCGCCCACCAAAUCACUGUCUUGACUCUGCACAAUCUUCAGAGUGAGGCUUUCAUGCACAGCGACGGCCCCAAAGAUGAAGAAUCUUUCACGGCUUGGAAAAACAACAUGCAGAAGAGAAGUCCUACUUUCAUGUACUGGGACCUGAUCAUGAGAUAUGAAACCCUCAUUCUUAUCUUCAUCAGGGCUCACAGAGAGAAGAAUUUCCCUUUGUAUGUUGAAGUCUUGGAGGAACUCACACCACUGUUCUUUGCCUUGGAUCAUGUGAACUACUCACGGUGGAUGCCAGUUCACAUCAGAGAUAUGAAGUCUCUGCCCGACACUAUCAAGGAUGAGUUUGAGAAUUUUUCUCACUGGGUCCUUUCCAAGACAAGAAACAAAUUCUCUGCAAUCCCAUUUGAUCAAGCUCAUGAGCAGGAAAACAAGAUCGUGAAAGGUUCUGGUGGAGCUGUUGGACUCACAGAAAACCCUGUGGCUUUUCGACGAUGGAUGCUUUCGGGACCAGAGAUGUCCAGGCUGCUAAAGCAAUUCGAAGAAGAAUACCUUCCUGAUGAUGACACAGAGAUCCCGGAGAACUUCCAGCAUCAUGAGCAGGGUCUCUCAACACAGAAGACCUUCCAGCGACAGGUUGUCAGCCUCUCCGAUACCAUCAGACGAAUGGGCAAUCCCUUCUUGGAUGAUUUCUCCGAACUAGUAACUCUUGACAGUCGCAACUGUGCGGAUGAAUCAGUGGUAGCCGCAUUGCACACAUUGGAGGAUACAGGCAGGAAACAGUACAAGAACUUUGUCAAGAAUGUGCUUGAUGUUCGCAGCCACUCCAUCCAUGACCCAAUCAAGAGGAAUUCUCUAGCACUAUUCAGUAAACCUAAACGGAAGGUAACAUCUAAGCAGGGGAAGAAGAUCAAAGUGCUUCAAAACAACGUGGCACUCUUCGGCCAGUUGUACAUAUCUAUGCAGAACCGGGAAGGUGACUUGGCAGAGUUCUUUGCACAUGAGAUACAGUCCUUCCCUCCUUCCCUCUCAGACUUUAACAAGCUUCAUUUGCCCAGCACGAAGUCGGACCUGCUGAAAUGUCUUGAGCAACCUGGUCAAUCAGAGCCACCUUCAACCUAUGACUGCAAAGUCCUGGAUGGUGCCGUCAUCGUACACUGUCUGCCCACUACCAGCGUCAGCACAUUCCAUGAGUAUGCAGACAGGGUAUUCAUCCCAUACCUGGAGAAGCAGCUUCAGGACGCCAUGAGGUUGGAUGUCGUGUGGGACACAUACAUUCCAGAUAGCUUGAAAGAAUCUACCCGGGAAAAGAGAGGCAAGGGUGUGCGCAGGAAAGUAUCGGGUGAGACCAAACUACCAGGCAAUUGGAUGGACUUUCUCCGUGACCCACUCAACAAGAAAGAGCUGUUUGCCUUUUUGACUUCCAAGAUUGAGGAUUUCAACUUGCCGCCAGCCAAAGCUGUAUAUGUCACAUCCGGGAAAUCUGUGGCAUCCAUUGGUACUGGCAUCCCCAUGCAAAACUGUAAUCACGAGGAGGCGGACACUAGAGUUGUGGUUCAUGUGCUACAUUCUCUGAAACACGGGGGAAAGACUAUCCUUGUGCGAACUGUGGACACAGAUGUUGUAGUAAUCCUUGCUGGCACAUUCCAUAAUCUGAUUUCAACUCAACCUUUGGCUGACAUCUGGGUGGCCUUUGGCAUGGGCAAGAAUUACAGGUUUUACCACAUCAACGCCAUCUACUCGAGCCUAGGGCAGCAAAAAUCACGUGCAUUACCCAUGUUCCACGCAUUUUCAGGUUGUGACACAACCUCUGCUUUCAAUGGCAAGGGCAAGAAGUCAGUUUGGCAGGCCUGGCAGAUCUAUAAAGACGUCACACAGACAUUUGUGUCUCUAGCCGACCAUCCUUUCCAGAUGCUGGAACUCAACGACGACUCGUUCCUAAAGCUCGAGAGACUGACUGUUAUCCUGUAUGACAAAACCAGUCCUUUGAACUCUGUCAACAAGACAAGACAGGAACUCUUCUGCCAUAAGAAUCGAGCAAUGGACAAACUGCCACCCACCAAGGAUGCACUACUCCAGCAUGUCCGCCGUGCAGUGUAUCAAGCGGGAAUCUGGACGACCUGCACUCAAACACAGCCAGUGGUUCCUUCUCCAAAGGACUUUGCCUGGACCAAAAUAUCAGAGUCAUGGGUACCAGUUUGGAUGACAAUUCCAGAGAUUUCCAGAUCAUGUCGUGAACUUAUCAGAUGUUCAUGCAAAGGUGACUGCUCCAACUGCAAAUGCGGCAAAGCAAAUUUGGACUGCUCACCACUUUGCAAGUGCAGUUGUACUACAUAGAACAUUGUAAACUGUAAGCGAUUUUAUUAUUAAACAUCACUUAACAAUCCCACAUACUUAGAAAAUUGAGAAAACUAUGAAAGUUUCUUUUACACUGCAAUCCAUUUCAACCACAUGCAAUGCUCUAAUCUCCGUGAUGUGAGAUAUAGUCAUGAAAAUUAAGAAUUGUUUUUUUUUGCUGAAACGCAAGUUUUAUCUAGUUAUUGAGAACGAAUGAAUGUUUACUAAAAUGGGUGAUCAACUUUAACUUCAAAUCAGAAAAGCAGACACUGAUCCGGGGAGGUGGUGGUCAACGCACCCCCCCCCCCCCCAUGGAUUAUACAUGGUAUGUGGUAAACGCUUGGAAUAAGUGCUAGAAAGCAUACUGCGCAUAUGAGUUUAUUUAUUUCAUUUCUUUUGUGAACAAAAAUCUAUUGGGCCUGAACCCUCUCCUCCCGCCUUCUUAAAACAUUCCGGGAUCCGCCCCUGAAGAGGGUGGAUUGUUAUUGAAAGUUGAAUAAAAACGGUAUAUAUAAUAAUUAAAAAUGUUUUGUUAUUUUUAUAAUGUCCAAUUAUCCAAGAGUCACACAUUUCAAUGAUUACUUUGGUGAAACUGCUUGUAGCUAGGUCCACUUGUAGUAUUGCAAUUUAUCCAAACUUGAAUUGAAUUUGAUCAGUGGCCUCUAUACAUAUAUUUCGUAACCAUUUAAAACUUUUUAUGAUUCUCAGGAAUGAGUGGAAUUAUGUCACAAAUGUCAGCUAACUUGGAAUUCUGUGUUUUACAUGAUUUUUUUCAAAAAUUCUGAAAGGCUCCUAGGCUAUGAUUAGUUGAUAGUAACGCUUAGCCACCUGACAUGAGCGUGUUCUGUUGUUAAGACUUAUUACUGGCGACUGGCAACAUUCUACCCCCAGAGUAUGCAAAUUAUUAAGGUUUAACAAAAUCAACACGGGGGCUCCGAAACAACGCCCCGACCUUCUU
This is a messenger RNA of Strongylocentrotus purpuratus (purple sea urchin), 5769 nucleotides long. RefSeq lists its product as uncharacterized. Lineage: Eukaryota; Metazoa; Echinodermata; Echinoidea; Camarodonta; Strongylocentrotidae. The record is from RefSeq and is a predicted model, not a curated record. The transcript has 2 exons. The coding region runs from base 363 to 4811 and encodes 1482 amino acids.